Molecule: messenger RNA, 3597 nt
Organism: Symbiodinium necroappetens
Lineage: Eukaryota; Dinophyceae; Suessiales; Symbiodiniaceae
Source: the annotation of a GenBank genome assembly
AUGGACUUGUCUCCAAAGCUUCCCGGCUCGGAGAUCGGGAAGAUGUGGCUGGCCCCCACUCCUCGCCAAGCGAUGGUGGGAGCUACUCCCAGGGAUGGCCGCAAGCUGAGCCAGAGUUGUGCGGGUGGGUUGAGGGUCACCAUUGUGGUCUCAGCAGCAGAAGGCUUGCCUAGCGGUGCACAGAUUGAGCCGCCGAAGUUCGCAGACUUGCAGAGCACGGUUUUAGACUGGCCUGAUGGAUCAGCCGGAUUACAGCAAACUCCCGAUGCGUUGCCGAAGAAUGAGCUGGCGAGAUCGAGGAAAUCGAACAAAGGCAAGAGUCCAGCCAAGAAGACUGCAGCUCCAAGAUACGAUGCCAGAGGUCAUCGCCUGCGGCCCAGAAGAGAUGCAAAACAGAAACGUCCCGUUCCACAAGAUGGCUACAAUGAAGCUCCCGCCCCCGAGGAUGCCAAGCAGCCUGGACCAGAAGAAGCCACGGCGCAGGUCGACAGCGAUUCCCGAAAUGGUCCACGACCUCCGAGGGUUUCGGCACCGCGCGCGCCGGCGGCAGGCAAGCCGGCCUCGGCCCUCCUCUCCAUGGCCAGGUCGGCCAAGAGCUUCUCGCCUCCGAAGCGGGCGGCGAAGAACAUGUCAAGUGCGAAGCUGGAGCCGCUGCAAACUGAGAAGGAGAUGCAGCAGCUGGAGCACCCGGAGGUCCAACAGGAGCCUUCGUUUCCGAAGCCCAUGCCGAGAUCCGGUUUGGGUCAGCACAUGGACGUGCGUUCUCGGCCCCCAAGCCACUCGAGCCUCGGCAGCGGCUUGGCCCGAGCGGCCUCGGCAGUGUCCGUGGGACCCCUCCGACGAGACAUUCCGGUGCCCACGGCCCUGCACCCUGCAAGCUUCCAGCGACGCGCGCGGCACAUGGACGCCGUAUUGGAUCUGAGGGACCUUCAGGAGAAAAUCCGCAACCCGAACUUCAGCGAGGACAAGAAAUUUCAAGUUGCCGAUCUCGCAAUGCGCGAUUUGCGUGCUGACCUCAGUACCAUGUUGAGGAGGUCUGCUGCAAAAGCCCACUCUUUGGAUCAGCCUCUCUCAGCUCCCAGAUCAGUGGAUGAUGUGUUUGCCAGCCAAGUUGCCAAGUUCCAAGAACCGCUCGCGACGAAACGUGCAGCACAACCUGUACUCCGGGAGAUCGACUCCAGAGCCGCUUCUGUGCAAGAGGAUGAUGCGGAGGCUUCUUUUGGGGAGGAGCCCCCAGCUAUGGCUGAUGCUGCUGCUGCAGGCACCAUGGCUUCCAUGGCCCUUGGACCUGCUUCGCCAGCUGCUUCAGAGCUGAUGUCACCUCUCGCAGACAAGCAGAAGAUGAAGUCAGCUUUGCGGCGGAACUCUCGUGGCAGCGCUCGUGUGAGCUGGGAGCAGUUCCCAUCCGAGGACGUCUCCGAUGCAGGCCUGGGCAGCCUUCCACUGGGUCGCUUACCCUUGGGAGCAGCAGCUUCCAGCUCGAUGGGCGGCGGCCGCGAUUCCCUGCAAAAGUCGAUCAUGAGCCGGCAAGGAUCGACGAUUUCGAUGGCAGGUGAAAUCAGCUUGUCCGGGGAUAUGAUGCACAGAGUCUCCAGCGCCAUGACGCAGAAAGGACAGACGACUGGAUUGAAGAACAUCAAGCAAAGCUUCGAGCCCACUUUGCGUAAGCGGCUUGGCGAAGCUUUCUCUCGUCUGAGCGAAGCAAACGAGCUUCACCGGGAUUCGAUGCACAAAGCGGUUGAGUUUGCAGGAUGGACGGUCACAGCCGAAGUCAAAGCGCUGAUAAACGAGGCUUAUGACAGCCUUUUCAAGUACAAUACCCUGAAUCAGCGGGAGUUCUUUCACUUCUUCGAGAAGUUUCGGCAUCUGGAGAAGCAGCGUGCUUUUGAAGCCUUCAACACCUUUGAUGCAGAUGCGAGCGGAACGAUUGACUUCGAAGAGCUUGGCGCACUGCUGGAGUCGCAGGGUAUCUUCCCUUUACAGCAUGUCAUCUACGAGCUGGCAAUGGAUGCCUGCGAUGGCAAUCUGGUUGAUGGCCUAGACUUUUCCGAAUUUCAGCGGGUGCUCGAGAUUCUUCGCGAGCGUGAAGGCUUCACACGCGAGGAGAUUGAACGCAUCGAAGAUGCUUUCGACAAGUGCGACGCCGAUGGCAGCGGAUCGCUGGACCUCCUGGAAAUCAGCCGCGUCCUCGCUAUCCUGGGUUACUCCCGGGACAUGAAGUACCAGGACCUGCUGGCAGAGGUGGAUGCGGAGAAGACGAAUCAGCUGAGCAAGCGGGACUUCACGGUGUUCAUGCGAAAGAUCCAAGAGCGGAACACAAAGUUGAUAAAGGAUUAUUUCAGGGAGUGCGACACAGACGGUGAGCCUGGUCUGGAUGCGCGAGAAAUUGCGUUGCUGCUUCAAUCCCUCGGAUACCUACCCGACAUGGCAUGCAUUGUUGAGACGAUGCUGCAGUUGGGAGUGGACGACCCUGAAGAGGACUUGGAUUUCUCACAAGUGUGGCGCUUCCUCGAGAUCUAUCGCCGACAGCACGGCCUCACCCUUGGCACAAUCACUGAAGCAUUGGACCUCUUCAAAAGGUUCACGUCAGACGACACGAUCAGCGUGGAUUGCUUGCUCAAAAUGGUGAGAACGAUGGGGUUCGAUCUCCACUACCACGAGGUCCGCAGACUCAUGUACCUGGUUGAGUCAAGCGAGACCAGCGUCAUGAAUGAGAAGGAGUUCGUGAUGGUGCUCGGACAUUUGCGUGACAGGGAACUGCGACAGAUGUGGAAGGUGGUUAGUGACCAAGAGUCAGCCAGCACAAGCCCGGCCGCAGCGGAGCUGAAGCAUCGGUUCAAAACCGAGAUGUUGGGCAUCGCGGACGACAAUGAGGAGCCGCGUCGCAAGAAGGUGACCUUCAUGGAGUUCAUCCCAUCGGCUACACAGCGUCGGAACCAACAGCGCGAAGAGGUGUGCCGGAAUCACGGCUUCGGCAAGGAAGAGGUGGAAGCUUUGGAGGGUGACUUCCACUCUUGUGGGCGCGAUGCAAACGGCUGUGUUCGCACGAUUGAUCUGAGGCACCUCUUGAGACAGAAGUUUCCCAUGCUCGCAGACAAGAUGACCAUGAAGGACAAUCGGGCCAAGCUCAGUGAGAUCCUUGCAGGCAAAGAGCCUGGAAGCCGAGUGGGGAUGGAUGAGUUUCUUGCACUUUGUCGCGUGUGCAUUGACAUUGUCGAGCUAGACAAGCUCAAACGAGAAAGGCAAGCCAUUGAGGAGCGGGACUUCACCCCUGCGGAAGUCCACGAGUUUCGCGGCCUCUUCAUGUCUCAGGCAACCUCCUCGGGGCUUCCGGGCUCGUAUCGAAACCGUCUCUCCUUCGAGGAGCUUGGCCAGUUGCUGGCCAGGGUCGUCCCACUGGGGUACAAGAAUGCGCAGGUGCUCAAGCGUGAAGUCCGGCAAGUGCACAAGCACGGCCCUGGGGGCGACGAUUCUCGGCAUUCCUCGGGGCCCGUAGACGUGACCAGUAAGGGCCGAGCAUCGAAGAGUGCGGGAGUAUGCGCGGAGAGUCACACCGUUGGGGAAACCCUUGGGCCACUUGUCAGGAACCUUACCUAA